Electrophorus electricus (electric eel) is the source of this 2706-nucleotide messenger RNA. It is a transcript of the gene casp3a, whose product is annotated as caspase 3, apoptosis-related cysteine peptidase a. Gene Ontology annotation, biological process: erythrocyte differentiation; keratinocyte differentiation; positive regulation of neuron apoptotic process. Lineage: Eukaryota; Metazoa; Chordata; Actinopteri; Gymnotiformes; Gymnotidae. Gene Ontology annotation, molecular function: cysteine-type endopeptidase activity. Gene Ontology annotation, cellular component: death-inducing signaling complex; cytoplasm. The record is from RefSeq and is a predicted model, not a curated record.
CCGCUUGGCGACGUAAGGACCGGUAAUGAGCUUUAGGCAGUUUUAGCAUUGAGACUUCCUGGAUACCGAGCAUACUAGCACGCUAGCGACGAUUAACCGUUUCUCCAUCAGCUUUGAGAUCCAAAACGUCUUUCCAAAACCAAGACGUUUGAGUGUACACGUUUGGGGGAGAUCAUGUCCGACAGCACUGAGAAGAAGGAGGCGAACGGGGACUGUGUGGACGCGAGACGCGAGGAUCAGGCAGAAGCCGGAGUGGGCUGGGCUGCAGGUGGGCCGGCCGUGCAGGUGGACGCAAAGGCCCGCCCCCACGCCUACCGCUACAGCCUGGACUACCCCUGUAUCGGCCAGUGUAUCAUCAUUAACAACAAGAACUUCAACAAGAGCAUCGGCAUGAACACGCGUAACGGCACGGAUAUCGACGCCGGCAACGUCAUGAAGGUGUUCGGCAAACUGGGCUACAAAGUGAAGGUGUUCAACGACCAGACGGUGGAGCAGAUCAAGAACGUUUUAACGGCAGUUUCCAAGGAGGACCACAGCCGCUAUGCAUCACUAGUGUGUGUGUUGCUGAGUCAUGGAGACGAGGGUGUGUUUUUUGGGACGGACGGUGCAUUGGAGCUGAAGGCCCUCACCAGCCUGUUCAGAGGAGACCGAUGUGCAUCGCUAGUGGGCAAGCCCAAACUCUUCUUCAUACAGGCCUGCAGAGGCACAGACUUGGAUCCAGGUGUGGAGACUGACUACCCAGACGAGUCCCCGGUGAAGAUUCCAGUGGAGGCUGACUUCCUCUAUGCCUACUCUACAGCACCAGGUUACUACUCCUGGAGGAACACCAUGACAGGUUCCUGGUUCGUCCAGGCUCUGUGCGAGAUGCUCUGCACGUAUGGCCGCGAGCUGGAACUCAUGCACAUCAUGACCAGGGUCAACCACAAGGUGGCGCUGGACUUCGAGUCCACCUCCAACCUGCCAGGCUUCGACGCCAAGAAGCAGAUCCCCUGCAUUGUGUCCAUGCUCACCAAAGAGAUGUACUUUACCUGCUGAGAGGAGGAUGUCCCAGCACGCUGCAGACAGCAGGCUGAGCUCUAGGGACACGGGUAAAGCCACAAUCAGGGAUUUCAGCCCAAGAAAUGGGCGACUAUGCCAGGUGAAUGUGGAACUCGACAGCCAAUGUCCUCGCAGUGUUUUAGGCCUUCUAGAAUUUUCUUAGCGUUUGUAAACACCUAAGAAUCCAAAUCCUAAAAAGAUGGUUAAGGCAGACUUGCGCUAGAAACGUAAUGUGAACAAAACUGACUUUGCAAAUCCCUGAUUGUGGCUUUUGUGAAAAGUGCUUGGGUGUGUGCGAACAUUGCUUUUAGGCACCAGUAGGACACAUUUAAAAUGAAAAAAAAAAAAAAAAACAUUUAAAAGUUUGGAAUUGGCCAGAAAUCUCCUGUAGGGAUCUUGCUCUGAAGUAGCAGUGAUGGUAGGGGUCUAUCCUAAAAGUUCAAAAGUGACUCGGUAGCUAUGAACUGUUUGUAGUUUUCAUUGUCCUUGCUCAUCAAUAUUUACUUUGUGUUUGUCUUCACAUCAGGAUAUUGAGUAUCUUGCCAACUUGUUUAUUUUUCUGUUCGUUUAACUUUUCAAGCUUUGUUUACAUCAUGUGAAACCAUUUCAUGUAGUCGUUUGCCACCUUUUUAUUUGAGGUGUGAACUUCGUGUGUACUCUUGGGCUCACUGGGUUUAGAGACUGAACCGGACCGGCGAACGAUAGGGGCACCCAUCACGUGAGCAGCACUAGACAACGAGCAACUUCACGUGCACUGGAUACUGUUACCAAGCAACGCCUUUCCGGGGAGACUGUUUAACUACUCCACCGUGAAGCCUUGCUAUGUACCAUUUGAAAUUUUUCUUUCAGUCUAAGGGAGUUUUUACACAUCUACGUUGUGUAUUUAUAGUACCUUUUUAUAGUUGGGUUUCGUAUUGUGAACCUCUUCAGGUUUAUCUUGUUGAAACUACCCAUUGCAGCACUACUAGUGUCUUUUCUUAUACAGAUUUAUAAAGCCAGCAGUGGCGAGUAAGUUUGGUGCUACAGUGCAAUAAAAGGAGAUAAAAAAUAAAUGGUGCCCAGCUCAUGGUGUGGCAAUAGUUAUGGGUUCCAAACAGUGAUUAGUGACCCAUGGGGCAAUGCGGAUAAAAAUCUGUAAUGGAAACUGUCAUUGGAAAAAUUAAGGAUUGCUUAUAUAACUAUCGUUUUGCUGUGACCUUUGUCCUUUUCUAUUUGUCUAUAUGCCACUAAGGCGCUGUGUCUGUAUGUGUGUGUGAGAACGUGUGUGUACUAUAAACUAGCCCAGGGAUUAUAAGAUGAGUGCAGCAGAGGUUUGCCAGCGUGCCUCUGUCCUGCCUUGGUUCACGGGUGGUGUGAGUUAAUCAACCCCACAAGUUGUGCUGAAUCAGGUUAACGCGGGGAUGCGGCAGUCUGAGCUGAGCGGUGACCAUGAAAAACUGAAGGCCACCGCCUUAGAACAAUCACACCUGACCUCAAGUGACCUUUACUGAGCUGUGCGUGGGAGGAGUCUGUUCAUGUUGUUUAGGUUGGCACCAGCCUGGUUAUGUCGUGUGUCGUUAAGAUGGUCAACAUCUGAGUCCUGCUGUGUCCUUGUGCCGAUUAUAUGGUCAAUAUUAUGACAAUGUUUGUUUGUUUUUUCUUUUGCACUGCCCAUACUUGAUACUGCAA